Messenger RNA from Pungitius pungitius (ninespine stickleback), 3767 nucleotides. RefSeq names its product inhibitor of nuclear factor kappa-B kinase subunit alpha-like. Gene Ontology annotation, cellular component: IkappaB kinase complex; cytoplasm. The transcript has 22 exons. The record is from RefSeq and is a predicted model, not a curated record. NCBI's taxonomy places the organism in Eukaryota, Metazoa, Chordata, Actinopteri, Perciformes, Gasterosteidae. Bases 211 to 2499 code for a protein of 762 amino acids. Gene Ontology annotation, biological process: peptidyl-serine phosphorylation; tumor necrosis factor-mediated signaling pathway; positive regulation of transcription by RNA polymerase II. Gene Ontology annotation, molecular function: IkappaB kinase activity; ATP binding.
GUCUAUUUCCUGGAAUGCCGUUGAUCUUGUCAAACUGUUGACGUAGCUAGCACGUUAGCUGCCUCUUUAGCUAACCGUAAUUAUUAAAUGGUGUGGGAUUCCACUUGUUUCAACACGUUAUUUUGACAUCGUUGUGGUUAAAAUAUCCGCGCAAGCGGACAUUAGUUCGGCAGUUCUUCCAGGAUUUAACUUAACUUCAGCUUCAGAACAAUGGAGAAACCUCCUUUCAGGCAGAACCAGAACUGCGGAGACUGGGAGCUGAAGGAGAGGCUCGGGAUGGGCGGAUUUGGCCAUGUUUACCUCUACCAGCACCACGAAACCAAUGAAAAGCUAGCUGUGAAAAUGUGUCGCCUGGAGUUGACUCCAAGGAACAAGGACCGAUGGAGCAGAGAAAUCCAGAUCAUGAAGAAGUUGAAUCACAUCAACGUCGUGUCGGCCCGAGAUGUCCCGGAGGAAAUGAGGCACAUCGCCUUAAAUGAUCUUCCACUCUUGGCCAUGGAGUACUGCUCCAGGGGAGACCUGAGGAAGAUUCUCAGCAAACCUGAAAACUGCUGCGGAUUGAAGGAGAGUGAAGUCCUUUCGUUACUCAAUGAUGUUGGUUCUGGUAUCCAGUAUCUUCACGAAAACAAGAUCAUACACAGAGACCUUAAACCAGAAAACAUCGUGCUACAAGAUAUCAACGGAAAGCUGGUUCACAAAAUCAUCGACUUGGGCUAUGCUAAAGACCUGGACCAGGACAGUCUGUGCACCUCCUUCGUUGGCACGCUUCAGUACCUGGCCCCUGAGCUGUUUGAGAACCAGCCGUACACCGUCACCGUGGACUACUGGAGCUUCGGCACCAUGAUGUUUGAAUGCAUUUGUGGUUUCCGUCCGUUCCUCCACAACCUUCAGCCCGUGCAGUGGGCCACCAAAGUGAGGAAUAAAGGUCCCAGGGACAUCAUGGCUGUGGAGGAGCCGAACGGAGACGUGACGUUCUCCACACAUCUGCCCUACCCCAACAGCCUCAGCAGUACCAUGUUGGCUCCGAUCGAGAGACUGCUGCAGCUGACGUUAAACUGGGACCCCGUCUACAGGGGGGGUCCAAUCAACCAGGAAACCAAGAGACCGUCUUGCUUUGAGCAGCUGGAGCUGAUACUGAGUAUGAAGGUCGUGCACAUCCUGAACAUGACCUCGGCUCAGGUCCACUCCUUCCAGCUGGACCCGGAGGAGAGUCUGCACAGUCUGCAGAAGCGCAUCGAAGCCGAGACCAAGAUCGAGGUGGUGAACCAGGAGCUGCUGCAGGAGACGGGGGUGUCCCUGGACCCCCGGAAGCCCGCUGCGCAGUGUGUCCUGGACGGAGUGAGAGGCUGGGACAGCUACAUCGUCUACCUGUUCGAUAAGAGCAUCAACAAGUACUCCGGACCCCUCAGCGCCAGAAAGCUGCCCGAUAAAGUCAACACCAUCGUGCAAGAGGCCAAGACGGAGCUGCCCCUGGUGGUGCUGAAGAUGGUUUGGGGUGAAGCGGUGAGCUACAUCUGUGGGCUGAAGGACGACUACAGCCGGCUCUUCCAAGGACAGAGGGCCGCUAUGCUAAGUCUCCUGCGCUACAACACCAACCUGACCAGGUGUAAGAACAGCAUGUUCGGCUUCUCUCAGCAGCUGAAGGCCAAGCUGGACUUCUUCAAGAGCAGCAUCCAGUACGACCUGGAGAAGUACAGCGAUCAGAUGCACUACGGCAUAUCCUCUGAGAAGAUGCUGAAAGCCUGGCAGGAGAACGAGGAGCGAGCUGCUGCUUUCGCACAGGUGGCAGAGGUGAGCCACCUGGAUGAUGAGAUCAUGGCUCUGCACUCUGAGAUAGUGGAGCUUCAGAGGAGCCCCUACGCCCGACGCCAAGGAGACAAGAUGGAGCAGCUAGAAGAAAAGGCGAUUGAACUCUACAAGCAAAUGAAGAUGAAAUGCAAAGUACCGGAGCUGGAUGUGAGCAGUGACAGCUCUCAGAUGGUGAUGGCCAUCAUCCAGACAGUCCAGAACCAGGACAAGGUCCUCAAAGACCUGUACACACACCUGAGCAAGAUCCUGAUCAGCAAGCAGAAGAUCAUCGACCUGUUCCCACGCAUCGAGAAGACCUUGGAGAGCAUCAAGGACGCCGACAACACUGUGAUGCAGAUGCAGAUCAAGAGACAGAGAGAGUUCUGGCACCUGCUGAAGAUCGCCUGCGCUCAGAACUUGACACGCAACUCGAUAGCAGCGAGUCCCGAUUCCUCCAACCUGCCGCAGGUGUCUCAGUGGUCCCAGUCUGCUCAGCCGGUCAGCUCCCCGCACCCCCUCACCUCCCUGCCUGGACCCAACGACAGUGACGCCGCACCCCGUCUGCUGCAGGAGAACGAGCGGUACCUCUGUCAGCUGACCAGCCUGAUGCAGGAAGCCACUGGUGAACAGACCAAAAGCAUCGUGGAGCAGGACUGGAGCUGGACCAAAUACGAAACCCUCACAACCAAGUUAAAAAAGAGAAACCCAUGAGAUGUCUCGUCCCUCCGAGUAACACUAUCACUGAGGGCCCCCGAAACAACGCCACUGGAGGCGGAGCUUACGGCGUUGCUGCUCCACUCGCAUCGCCUCACCGCACCAGACAGUCUGAGGAAUUUCCUUGUUUUCAUUUUGCAGCACAACAUAGACAUAAAAGUUCAUAAUAUCUGAGGAUAUUUGUUAUUACUGUAAAUGCAAAAAAAAAGAAGCAAACUGUAGCAGCGGAUGUGGGGCUUGAGGUGGGGACACAGAAACAUGGGCGCCAGUUCUACCAUGUGACCCACGUGGAAGACACAGGAAGUGACUUGGGGGGGUCCAGCAAACAGCACUUUGAUACUCUCACGUAUCUCAUAAUCCUUUUGAAAUGUUUCACAUUACGCAGUCCGGGCUUCUGAUUCUCUUCGGGUCGGUUUAUUAAAGGCUGCGUGUCGUAGGGGGAGGAGUCUUAUCAGUGACAUCACUUUAUACAAGUUCUGCCCCAAAAGGUUCCGACUCUUUCUUGUCUCCAUGAACAUGUUUACAGGACGUCGCUUUGACUCCAGAGAGAAAGAGAGUCAGGCGGCGUCGGACCACCACAGAAGAAGAAGCAGCGCUCGGUUAAAGAGUCUAAAGAGAAAACUUCAAAUCUAAAAAUCCAAUUGAGACGUCAGAACCGAAGGUCCAGAGAACCAGAGCCGAGCUGCACUCAUCUCCUCACAGCAGCUGACGGGGAAACCAAACGUUUCUUUGGUUUUGUCUUCAGUCGCAUUUCUCACGAUCUUCUGUCAGGAAUCAAUGAAUCAGCAGAUGAUUUGAUUUAAAGCACCUUGUUCAAAGGAAGUGACCUUUAAGUCUUUGGUUAACAUCAAACAAUCUCCAUACAUUCAAAUAGUUAAAAUUAUCCAACAGUCUCAGAAAAUGUGAAACUUAAAAUUAUACCAAACCGGAAUAAAUCACAUUUUAGCUUCUUUUUUUAAAAUAAGUAAAAAGACUCAACUGGCUCUUCAUUCCUUUCAUUAAUCUUCUAUGACGUGAAGGUGGAAGUCAGCUGGUGAACCUCCUGAAGGUCAGUUGUAUUUAUGAAGUCAAAGUGCAAUGGGAAAAGUUUGUUGUUCUUUUUUUGUAUUUAAAUAACGAUCUGUGGGUUUUCUUAACAGUUAAAGUGUUUGUUUCCAUCUGAUGGUUUAACUUUAACUGCCUCUCAAUGUUUUAAUUUUUAAAUAUCACUAUGGAGAUCAAAUGUUUGCCUGGUAAUAAAAUAAAAUGACUUUGGCAUGACUCUA